GGGCGGCGGCCCUCGAGGAAGACAGAUGGGGUGAGGGACAGCGCGAGGUCCGGCUGUCAGCGCGGCCUCAGCCCCGCCGCGGAGGGAGCCCCUCCUCCCCGCGGGUGUGCGCCUCUCGCUCCCUGGCCGGGGGGAACCAUGGCGUCCAGCGAGGAGGACGGGGGCGGCAACGGCGCGGUGGAGGAGAAGGAGAACGGCAGGAAGAGGAGGCUGGGCGCCCUGGCCACGGCCUGGCUCAUCUUCUACAACGUCGCCAUGACCGCGGGGUGGCUGGUAUUAGGUAUUGCCAUGGUGCGGUUUUAUAUACAGAAAGGAACACAUAGAGGCUUAUUCAGAAGCGUUCAAAAGACGCUUAAAUUUUUCCAGACAUUUGCUUUGCUUGAGGUAGUCCACUGUGCAGUUGUUCGCACAUCUGUGCUUGUGACUGGGGUCCAAGUGAGUUCAAGAAUCUUCAUGGUGUGGUUCAUUGCACAUAGUAUAAAACAGAUCCAGAAUGAGGAGAGCGUUAUUCUUUUUCUGGUCGUAUGGACUGUGACAGAGAUUACUCGAUAUUCCUUCUACACAUUCAACCUGCUCAACCAUUUGCCAUACUUCAUUAAAUGGGCCAGAUACAACUUUUUUAUCAUUUUGUAUCCUGCUGGAGUUGCAGGUGAACUGCUAACCAUAUAUGCUGCUUUACCUUAUGUGAAGAAAACAGGAAUGUUUUCACUGAGACUUCCCAACAAAUAUAAUGUCUCCUUUGACUACUAUUACUUCCUUAUUAUUGUCAUGUUCUCCUAUGUGCCAUUAUUUCCACAACUCUACUUCCACAUGCUGCGGCAGAGAAGAAGGGUGCUUCAUGGAGAAGUGAUUGUAGAAAAGGACGAUUGAAUCAAGCCGUGUAACUAUGGUGCUUUUACUGGAAAAAGAGGGUAAAAAAGCAAAACUUCCUGUGAUUUUUCUGAGUCCCAAGUUUUAAAACAUGGAACAAGAAUAAACAACUGUGCAUAAAAUAGCAUGGACUGUAUUAUUUUUACAAUUAAUAUAUCUUCAGACUUACCUUUUCAUCCUUGGUUUGACUUGGAUUUUUAAUUGUUCAUUUCUUCAGACAAAUUAUUUUCUUAUUUUCAGUAGGUUGACAAAUAGCUUUAAGAAUUGGAGUAGUUGGCUACUGUGCUUUCUGUUCUGAAAGUUCUGUUAUGACCUGUAGUCAUCAUCAAGAACAGAAGGAGAGUUGAUAAGUUGUACUAAAAGUGAGUCUUCUGGAAAAUAGAGCAUAAAUUAACUAAUGAUGUUUUUCAUAGACUGGAUGGCUUAAAUGUUAUUUAAGCUUUAUAUUAAAUAAUACCUUUCCAGUUAUAAGAACUAUUAGCAUGUUGUUCAACAUUCUUUGAAUUACAGGAUCACACAGUAGAAUUCCAGAAAGACUUAUGAAAGGAGCUGAAUUCUUGAUUGUCAGUGCAAAUUUAGAUCUCUCUGUAUUUUCAUUUGUAGUUUUAAAGAUAUAUAGAAUAAUAGAUACAAUAUCAGCUGGUUAAAAAUUUGUGCUGAGGAGUAGACUUGAUGUGCCUACCUUUCUCUGAUCAGUGGCUGGAAUAGGACUCGUUUGCAGAGGAAGACUGAUUGUCAGUAUGUUUCCUAUUCUACAUUUAAUUAUGUAUGCAGAAA
Haliaeetus leucocephalus (bald eagle) is the source of this 1647-nucleotide messenger RNA. RefSeq names its product protein tyrosine phosphatase-like (proline instead of catalytic arginine), member A (gene HACD1). The transcript is spliced from 7 exons. Gene Ontology annotation, cellular component: endoplasmic reticulum membrane. The record is from RefSeq and is a predicted model, not a curated record. The coding region runs from base 139 to 870 and encodes 243 amino acids. NCBI's taxonomy places the organism in Eukaryota, Metazoa, Chordata, Aves, Accipitriformes, Accipitridae. Gene Ontology annotation, molecular function: 3-hydroxyacyl-CoA dehydratase activity; phosphatase activity. Gene Ontology annotation, biological process: very long-chain fatty acid biosynthetic process; dephosphorylation; sphingolipid biosynthetic process.